Messenger RNA from Oncorhynchus nerka (sockeye salmon), 5436 nucleotides. RefSeq names its product CMP-N-acetylneuraminate-beta-galactosamide-alpha-2,3-sialyltransferase 2-like. Bases 2304 to 3431 code for a protein of 375 amino acids. Gene Ontology annotation, cellular component: membrane. The transcript has 7 exons. Gene Ontology annotation, biological process: sialylation. The record is from RefSeq and is a predicted model, not a curated record. Gene Ontology annotation, molecular function: beta-galactoside (CMP) alpha-2,3-sialyltransferase activity. Lineage: Eukaryota; Metazoa; Chordata; Actinopteri; Salmoniformes; Salmonidae.
GUGGGCUCAUUUUUCCGGGGCUACCACUAUGUAUAUACAACAGCCAUCGGGGUUUCUAGCCAUGACCGGUUUGAGCUGAGCUACGCAGUCCUUCUUCGCUUUUAACACUGCCCAACCUGUCGAAUUUAAGUCCGUGAAACCGCCUCCAAAUCUGUUUUAUUUUGCCUAGGCUACAUAUCACAAUAUAGCCUCACAUCUGGAUUCGUCACAGCACAGGCUGAAACAGACAUAUCAUCUCUCACUCUGAUGCAUUGUUGCGUAAAGUGGAAAUGCAGUUAUAUUCCGACAACCUGAGUGCACAGAGGCAAAAACAUAGGCUAGAUGUAUAGGUAGAUGCAUAAAAUAAUUGAAAUCAUAAUAUAUAUAUUUUUUUUUUGGGGGGGGGGGACGCAGCACACGUAAAGGGAUUGCUUUCGAGUUUUAUACACUGGCGAAAUCAGAAGAUUUACAAGCUGUCCACCACUUUCUGAACAGCAGUGUGUUGGUGUCUCAGGAGGACAGGGACCUGGAAACAAGCAGAUAGGGAGCAGGAGCUACAGGGGCCACGGUGUCUAUCUGCUCCUCAGUUCCCCUGUGAGGCUGUCUUUGUGUCAGGGAUCGAGAGGUGGACACACACACAGACAAGGACUGUCUAACAGCAGGACUGCACCACUUUGCAGGGCACUGGAGGGACACUGGGCGGAAGUUUAGCAUCUGGCUGGCAGAGAGAGAGGGAAGAGAGUGGAUAAUGUGGUGGGCAGGCGAUUGCAUUGCCGAGAUUACAGAUUAGGGAGAGCAGCAGGUCAGGGCACAUCAUCCUGACAAAGCCUGCACUUCCACCAACACUACACAGCAGAAUUCAAUUAAACCCUACAGCUACUGGCAGGCAGUGGCCCAGCCUCACAUACACUCACACACUUAUAUACAAAGAAUCUCCACUGCUGGACAGCUGCUGAGCCCCCCUUCCCUCUUGUCCUGUUUGAUGUUCAGUGCCAGAUGGGAUUUUUUCUUCUGAUUGAUUUGUCUUUUUUCAAUCCAGUCACUCAUAGCCUCACUUCCUUUCAGGGCAUUCAUUGGUAAGCCCUUUUAAGGUCCUCGUAUCUACUUUUCUUAAGACUCUGUGGCAAUCCUCUUUGUCAUUACGGCCAGAAUGUUUUGAUUACUUUAGGAGCUUUUACAGUAUUGCUUUUUCUCUGACUGAAGAGCACUGGAAUUCUGAUGGUCGCGCAGACGUUUUGAGGCCGCACUGCGAUGAAUAUUUGUGCCCAUAUUCUCCUGUCAAUCAGACUUGACAUGUCCAGAGAGCUCAUCCCCCAGACAGACAGACAGAACGUGGAUGCAGAGCAUCUGGAGGGCUGGUAGAUGCUCAGUCUGCCACACAGAGACACACCACUCACAGCCUCAAUGACAACUAGACUACAGGGCACCUGGCCCUACGUUCUAGCGGAGGAGAACACAAAGUCCUGAGUAGCUCUGCUCUUUCUGCAAGUCUCAGAAACUCCAAAGUGGAUCUUCUGACAGAAAAAAUCAAGCUUGCGCGAGACGGGCAGAGAAGUGAGAAGAGGGAGGGAGAGGGGGAGAUGUGUUAUUUGUUCAGGUUGACUAGAGACUCGAUGGAGCUUCUUUCAUGCCAGCCUGCCUGCAGUCGCCGCCGCCUUUUACCCUCCUUCUCCCGUCUAGCCUGCUAGAGAAUACUACUCAGAAGACUGCUUCAGCACUUGACAGAGGACCUCCAAACACCAGGGCGGGCUACUCACAUGGACGGCUGAGAUGACACGAAUGACUCGCUACCUGACUUUUACCAUGGAUAUCACUAUAGGUGGGACUGCUAACACAGCGUGAUAAGCUCUGACAGUUUCUCAGACUCUAGCAGUGUACAAUUUGUGCAGAGUUCAUCAGAGUUUUGUAUGUGCAGACACUGCUGGAGCUCCCAUCCAGGACUGGAGCAGUGCAGGGAGUGGAGAGCCGGGCUGGUGGGUGUGAAGAGCGGCAGCUGCGUGCGGAGAGACUGAGAGUGGGGAGAAGCAACAGACACAGACUCUCUGACAAACUGUUUAGUGUGAGACACUGAGAGACUCACUGUUGAGCAGCGGCUCUCCCUCUCUCUGUCUGUGGCGCUGGGAGAGUGUUCUCUCUGAGCCAGCGUGAGCCAGCCAGCACUCAGUGGAGCUGAGGCCAGCAGGGUGGGGACGGUGGCAGGAAACAGCGCAUGGAAUUGGGGGGGCCGGGUGCCCUCCGUCACCCAGCACCGGGAGGGGCACUGGGGCUGGGUGUGGGGCAGCCCUGGAGGGGUGAGGGUCCAAAGAUCAGGGGAGCUGAGGCCCAUGUUGACAGGCGGGACCAGCGUGGAGCGGGGUGGUCGGAUGGUAGGGGCCAGGGCCGGCGGAGGAGGCAUGCGGUGCUCAUUGAGGGUGUGGGUUUUGCUGGGCUCCCUGGGCCUAGUCUUAAUCACCUCCCUCUUCUUCUCCAUCUCUCUGAGGGGGGGCAUUGGCCUGCCCUACCUGGAGCCCCCCGGGUGGGAGAAGUCCAGCCGAGUAAAACUAGUGCCCAACUACUCUGGUGUCCACCAGCUGGGCCCACUGGAGAGCACCCAGCAGCAGAAGACAUGUGCCUGUCCCCGCUGUGUGGGAGACCCUGGGGUGUCGGACUGGUUUGAUGAGAACUACGACCCGGACAUCUCCCCCGUGUGGACACGGGACAACAUCCAGCUGCCUUCAGACGUCUACUACUGGUGGGUGAUGCUGCAACCUCAGUUCAAGCCCCACACUAUCCAGCAGGUACUGCUGCGGCUGUUCCAGGUGAUCCCUGGCCGCUCCCCCUAUGGCUCCUGGGACCCCGCCCGCUGCCUGCGCUGUGCCGUGGUGGGGAACUCUGGCAACAUGCGUGGGGCCGGUUACGGACCCACCAUAGACAGCCACAACUACAUCAUGAGGAUCAAUCUGGCGCCCACGCUGGGCUAUGAGGAGGAUGCAGGCAGCCACACCACUCACCACUUCAUGUACCCAGAGAGUGCCAAGAACCUGGCAGCCAACGUCAGCUUCGUCCUGGUGCCCUUCAAGACCCUGGACCUGCUGUGGAUCACCAGCGCACUCUCCACUGGACAGAUUCGCUUUACCUACGCCCCUGUGAAGCAGUUUCUACGGGUGGACAAGGACAAGGCUCAGAUCUUCAACCCAGCCUUCUUCAAGUACAUCCAUGACCGCUGGACCAGGCACCAUGGACGCUACCCUUCCACAGGCAUGCUGGUCCUGUUCUUCGCUCUGCACGUGUGUGACGAGGUGAAUGUGUUUGGCUUUGGCGCUGACAGUCGAGGCAACUGGCACCACUAUUGGGAGCAGAACCGCUACUCUGGAGAGUUCCGGAAAACAGGGGUGCAUGAUGCAGAUUAUGAGGCCCUGAUCAUUGACUCGCUGGUUAAGGCUGGCAAGAUCACCAUCUUCCCAGGAAAGUGACGAGGGCUGAAGGUGUGGUGGGCUGGACAGGUUUACAGGAACACUAGAACACCCAUCACCACAAGGCUUUUUGAUGUUGUCACCUGCUUCUUUGUGCUUUGCAUAGAGAGGGAUCCAAAACAGUACAUUAUACAAUGCCUGCUAAUCAUGUUCCCAUUGUGGUAAGAUGAUGGUGGUUUUGGGUCGAACUACAUGUGAUUACACUCUGCCCCCAACAGGCCUACUACCUCCAUAGAAACGACAGAACUAUAGAGGGGGCAGAUAAGUCUGUCCUAGCCACUGUAUGGACCUGUGAACCAGUCCCAUCCACAAUCCCCCCCCUCUUGCUCAGCCAUUGGGGGUUGAGUCAUCACAUGCCUUGGGGGUCUCACGCCCAGAGACUCUGUCCCCUCCCACUCUGUCGCCCCCACCGUAAAUACCAUGACAACCAGUGACGGUCACUGAGCUAUCCCUGCCAUGUCCACACCCACCGGCAGAGCUGCUGCUAAAGCCCUCUCGCUAGCCACACCUGCAUGGUGUUAGGAGCAAUAGGUAGUUGAGGUUUACAUGCUUUCAAGCCCAGAGGCUACUUCAAAAUAAGAGUUCCUGUUGUAAUUACAUGACUAUCAUCUUGAAGGUAUGUACAGCCCACAGGGAUUUGACCAUAUAUACGGUAUUAACCGUUUUAUUUGUGUUAACCAUUUUAAGUGACUAAUCAUACUGCUGAUUAAGUUAAUUGGGGAGAGGCUUACGCACAGUCAACAACACAAGCUGACAUACAGAUAAGACUAAAACCACUCACUCAUUCACACAUACAGUGAGGCAAAAAAGUAUUUAGUCAGCCACCAAUUGUGCAAGUUCUCCCACUUAAAAAGAUGAGAGGCCUGUAAUGUUCAUCAUAGGUACACUUCAACUAUGACAGACAAAAUGAGAAGAAUAAAAUCCAGAAAAUCACAUUGUAGGAUUUUUAAUGAAUUUAUUUGAAAAUUAUGGUGGAAAAUAAGUAUUUGGUCAAUAACAAAAGUUUAUCUCAAUACUUUGUUAUAUACCCUUUGUUGGCAAUGACAGAGGUCAAACGUUUUCUGUAAGUCUUCACAAGGUUUUCACACACUUGCUGGUAUUUUGGGCCCAUUCCUCCAUGCAGAUCUCCUCUAGAGCAGUGAUGUUUUGGGGCUGUUGCUGGGCAACACGGACUUUCAACUCCCUCCAAAGAUGUUCUAUGGGGUUGAGAUCUGGAGACUGGCUAGGCCACUCCAGGACCUUGAAAUGCUUCUUACAAAGCCACUCCUUCAUUGCCCUGGCGGUGUGUUUGGGAUCAUUGUCAUGCUGAAAGACCCAGCCACGUUUCAUCUUCAAUGCCCUUGCUGAUGGAAGGAGGUUUUCACUCAAAAUCUCACGAUACAUGGCCCCAUUCAUUCUGUCCUUUACACGGAUCAGUCGUCCUGGUCCCUUUACAGAAAAACAGCUCCAAAGCAUGAUGUUUCCACCCCCAUGCUUCACAGUAGGUAUGGUGUUCUUUGGAUGCAACUCAGCAUUCGUUGUCCUCCAAACACGACUAGUUGAGUUUUUACCAAAAAGGUCUAUUUUGGUUUCAUCUGACCAUAUGACAUUCUCCCAAUCUUCUUCUGGAUCAUCCAAAUGCUCUCUAGCAAAUUUCAGACGGGCCUGGACAUGUACUGGGGAAACGUCUGGCACUGCAGGAUUUGAGUCCCUGGCGGCGUAGUGUGUUACUGAUGGUAGGCUUUGUUACUUUGGUCCCAGCUCUCUGCAGGUCAUUCACUAGGUCCCCCCGUGUGGUUCUGGGAUUUUUGCUCACCGUUCUUGUGAUCAUUUUGACCCCACAGGGUGAGAUCUUGCGUGGAGCCCCAGAUCGACGGAGAUUAUCAGUGGUCUUGUAUGUCUUCCAUUUCCUAAUGAGGUAACGAGUGGAGGACAGAGGAGCCUCUUAAAGAAGAGAGACAGAAAUCUUGCUUGUUUGUAGGUGACCAAAUACUUAUUUUCCUCCAUAAUUUGCAAAUAAAUUCAA